AUGGCAUUUCGAAAGGAGGAUAGCCAGGAGGGCGCACGAGAGUGCCCAGUGUGCUUUGAGAGUCUGUCGGCCACUGAAAGGACUCUGAGCUGCGGACAUGUAUUCUGCCAUGACUGCUUGGUCAAAACGCUGGUCAGCAUCAACAGCGAUGGAACCAUCAAAGACACAAUCGUUUGUCCCAUGUGCCGACAUCUUACAUUCAUCAAGAAACGAAAGGAACCGCUGGUGUCUCUGGUGGCGGACAAGGAUCCCGGUAAAGAACAGAUCCUAGAGGUGCCUCUCCAUCUGCCACUGGUCCAGCUCCAGAGCGCACGGGGCGGCAGUUUACCAAGGGGAGUUAACUGGAUUUCUCACUGCUUUAUGGGGAUAUCUGAACGGCUCCGUCGACAUUGGCUAAUCAACCGCAGCCAUAAUGUGUCUGAGAUCUUCAUCAUAAGUGCCCAAGGGCGACCCAUGGCUGAAGAAGAUGCUCUUAAUAUUGUGAUGACUGUGGUUCAACCCCAGCGCCAGCGACGGUGCAAGAUUUGCACAACUUCAGGCUGCCUGCUGGUUUUGCUGUCAGCAUUUCUUUUACUGGCACUGGCGACUGCAACUUUACCCUGGGUUUUGUUGGCAUAG
Monopterus albus (swamp eel) is the source of this 618-nucleotide messenger RNA. Its product is annotated as RING finger protein 222. The record is from RefSeq and is a predicted model, not a curated record. NCBI's taxonomy places the organism in Eukaryota, Metazoa, Chordata, Actinopteri, Synbranchiformes, Synbranchidae. The coding region runs from base 1 to 618 and encodes 205 amino acids. The transcript has a single exon.